Molecule: messenger RNA, 933 nt
Organism: Zophobas morio
Lineage: Eukaryota; Metazoa; Arthropoda; Insecta; Coleoptera; Tenebrionidae
Exons: 3
Coding region: 1-933 (310 amino acids)
Source: RefSeq, a predicted model, not a curated record
AUGCAAUGGAGUUUUCACUCAAAUUUGUGCGAUACAAGACAAAUAUGUGCGUUUUUUGGGACUCGUGAUUUACGCGACCGCGAGAACAUUAUCGGUUACGGCGGUGCGAAAAUAGAAACAUUAGGUGCCGUGAAGGCCCAAAUUAAGAUCGACGAGGUUAAGGCCAUGACCAAAAUUUAUGUCGUUCCAGCUGAGUAUCAACGAAUUCCGAUAUUAAUUGGGCAUCCAUUUACUGAGCAAGAACAUGUUAAGACAGUCCUAUGGGCGCAAGAAGCGUCCGUUAUUCCGAAUAAUUUCUUAGGUCAUAUUAUGGUGAGAGGUGACCUUACAAGUGCCGAAUUAUGCAUCGAGAGUGAAUUAAAAGAUUUAGGAGGAAUCAUCCCGAGAUGUGUGGUCAAGACAGACGACAAUGGCGAAGCUGUGGUACCUGUCUUAAAUAUAAGCGGAAAACCUGUGAACAUUGGUAAAGAUAAAGGAAUUGUACGUGGUGAGUGUUGCGUAGAAGGUAACCAACGGCGAGAGGUAAAUCAAGAACCGGUGGUUGAAGCAGAAGUAAAUACUGAGGUAACUGGCGAUGAUAAAUACCAGUUAAUGUCUUUAUUGAACGAAUAUAAAGAUUUAGUGGCCAGAAAUAUGAAACAGUUGGGAUGUACAACGCUGGUUGAGAUGGAUAUCCAGCUUGAAGACGAUCAACCCACCUACUAUCGACCGUACCGAAUGGCGUACAGCGAGAGAAGAAAGGUUCAGGAAAUAGUGGAAGAACUCAAGGAUGCGGGAAUAGUAGAAGACUCUUUUUCAUCAUUCGCGAGCCCUGUGUUAUUAGUGAAGAAGAAAAGUGGUGACGUGAGAUUGUGCGUGGAUUAUCGUUCUUUAAAUAAAAAGUUGAGACAAAAAAAUGAAUGGAAAGCAGUCGGCAAGGCAGCUAGAAAAUAA